Penicillium pulvis is the source of this 1923-nucleotide messenger RNA. Its product is annotated as CLPTM1 family protein. The record is from RefSeq and is a predicted model, not a curated record. Lineage: Eukaryota; Fungi; Ascomycota; Eurotiomycetes; Eurotiales; Aspergillaceae. Gene Ontology annotation, cellular component: membrane; endomembrane system. The coding region runs from base 1 to 1923 and encodes 640 amino acids. The transcript has 4 exons.
AUGCCUGAACAGAGGCAACGAAGAGAGGAGGCGGCGUCGUCCAGCUCUGGCUUUAAGGGCGCUUUGCAAGGCCUGGGAAUUUUCCUCCUUGUGCAAUUCGUGAUUGGUCGAUUCUUCAACAAGGACAAUGCAUCAUCCGAUGUCAGCGUCAGCCCAGCCUCGGGCAAGAUGCCUACCUUUGAGCAUCGCCCGGACCCCAGCGAAGUCGCCGAUCCUAGCAUUCUCCCGGAAAUCAUUGCUCCUAUCUGGGCUGCCGAUACUGCCCUCGACAUUAGCAUCUAUGUGACACCUUAUCUCUCGCUGCCCUCACUCAAGUCCCCGGAAACUGUCCUCGUUCUGCAGGAGAAGAAUUUCACCCUUGGAAACUACACUGAUACCCGUGAGAUUGAUACCACCAUCCAGGUACCGAAGCAGGUUCAGCAGAACGGUACACUCUGGGCGCAUUUCUUUGUGGCCCGCACGGGACAUGAACUUGAUCCUGCGGCCAAGGGCUACAGUAGCGACAAUGCUGUUCACUUCCAGCGACCCCUGAACCAGUACCUGGCCAAGAAGAAGGUCAAGAAGCUCAAGAACCUCUUGUCCGAUGACGGUGAGGUAGAGGAGGAGGAAGACAAUACCCCCAAAGUUUCAAUCUCUUCCUACUACCACCCUAACUUCACCGUCUCCUUGAUUCCCGAUUCUGGCACCCAGAAAUUUGCCCAGAUGCACCCUGCGGUCCGCCAGUAUGUCCAGCUGGAACGUACCAGUGCUCGCGAUAUUAGCGGCAAGAAUGGCUGGUACUAUCCUAUUGUGUUUCUGAAUACUUUCUGGCAGCUGCGCACUCACAUGACGGAGUUGAAUUCGACUGUUGAGAGUGUUCCUCUACGCAUCACUCUCAACAACAUGGCCAACUGGAAGUUUAGCAUUAUCACCAGCGUUGAUGAGGGCUCCAAGCAGAGUGCUCGACAGGCUGCCCACGGUGGUCCCGUUCCUGGUGGCGGUGAUGGUACUGAGUGGGAGAUGGUCAAGGAGAUCCUGCUCGAUACCAACAUCUAUCUCCUGUGCACCACUGGUGUGGUCACAAUUCUGCACAUGCUCUUCGAGACUCUGGCGUUCAAGAACGAUAUUUCUCACUGGCGCAAGAAGAAGGACAACGUCGGUACAUCUGUUCGCACGAUCUUGGCCAAUGUUUUCAUGCAGGCUGUCAUCUUUCUCUACCUCAUGGAUAACAGUGAAAACACCUCUUGGAUGAUUCUCGCUAGCCAGGGCUUCGGUAUUCUUUUAGAGGCUUGGAAGGUUACCAAGACUGUUGACGUUCGUCUGCGUCCCCCGCCGGCUGAUUCGUUCUUCUCGUUCCUGCCUUACGUCAUUGUCUUCGAGGACAAGCACAAGCUCUCCGAGACUGAGAAGAAGACCCAGGAGUAUGACGAGAUCGCUUUCCGUUACUUGUACAUCGUUGCAGUGCCUUUGCUCCUGGCAUACGCUGGUUACAGCCUGGUCUACAACACUCACAAGUCCUGGUACUCGUACAUCAUCGAGACUCUUGUUGGUAGUGUCUACGCCUACGGAUUCCUCAUGAUGGUUCCCAGCUUGUAUAUCAAUUACCGACUGAAGUCUGUUGCGCACAUGCCCGGCAAAGCCAUGGCCUACAAGUUCCUCAACACUUUCAUCGACGAUCUUUUCGCUUUUACGGUCAAAAUGCCUUGGUUGCACCGCCUGGCUACUCUUCGUGACGAUGUCAUCUUCUUUAUCUGGCUCUAUCAGGGCUGGAAAUACAAGGUUGACUUCAAGCGUGUCAACGAGUUCGGACAGGGCGGUGAUAGUGACGAGGAAGAGGAAGAGACGGCACCCGUCGUCGAGUCUGAGAAGCAGCCAGAGAUUGCCACUCAGACCUCUUCCAAGGUCGACUCAAAGUCGUCUAAGCCUGCCCGCAAGCGUAAAUGA